AGAGAACAUUUGCAUGUUUAUUGGAUCACGACGGAAAAUAAAGUCUGAAUGCCCGCGAUUGGUAGAAUUUGCUCACUGUCGAAUACGAACUAGAAGAAGACGAAGAACCCGAAGAUGGCAUCCACCGCAUCCACUCGUACCGCAGAAUGGAGGCAUCCAAGGCGCUACGCAGGCACAGCGUCCAAGUUAUUCUUAGUCCUGGCAAGUAGUAGCUGCACGAGAACAGCCCACGGUGCGCAGCCAGUGCCCGUACCUGACAAGUUGGUGCAAUCUUGCAUUCUAACUCACGGUGAGCUCAUGAAGAAGAGACUGCGGAACGGCACACCACCAAAGCUCCAAGUCUCAAUGAUAAACGAUGGUUUCUGUGACUGCGUGAACGGUACUGCAUUUAUUCUUGUUUGUAUACGUUUGUUCCUACAUUUUUCGGUGUGCGUUGCCCGGCUUAUACAUACUUAGGCAACUUCUAUGGCUCCUUCGUUCAAUUAUCAGGCGUCGACGAGCCUGGCACAUCGGCGUGCGCGGGACACGCGUUACCGGAGGACGGCGGGGGCGAGAUGAAGCCAAACCUGUUCUUUUGCGAGAACACCGGCGCGAAGCCCAAGUGGAUCUACAGCAGCCAGGUGGGGGUAUCAAAUGCAAAAGUGUCUGGGUCUGGAAGGAUGUAACUUGUGAUGCGCAUUUCAGAACACUCAAAAAUCUCUGAUGCAUAGGCAGCAAAAGCUGCUCACUUUCUGUCACCAAGAUGGGGGAUUUGUCAUGCGGAUUCGGCAUUGCGGAAGCUUCUCGAAACCUGUCAUGCUAGAGCUUCCAUGCCAGACCUUCUGUGUCAUGCAGAAACAGCAUGACUCUUCCAGACCCAGACAUUUUUACAUUCGAUAGGGGGACGGCGUGUGCGACUGCUGCGACAGCAGCGACGAAACCGCCACAAGCUGUCCGUCCACGUGUGCGGAGGAGGGGGCCCUCUACCGGCAGCAGAAAGCGGCCCAGGAACAGGAGAUCAAGGAGGCCGUGGCGAUUACGGAAAAACACGAGGCGGAGUCGAGGCAGAAGGAGGGCGAGUGGCGGAACGAACUUGCGAACAAGCCGGUAGAACUAGAAAAGCUCAAGGCGGAGCGAGACAGGCUGCAGCAGGAGUAUGCGGCAGCGGAUAAGGCGUGGAUGGACGAGCAGAUGGCGAGAACUGGGACCUCGAGUUCCACCCCUGCGCCCGCCGACACCGCGACGACCACCCCGUGGCCCGGGGGUGAGGGCGCUCCCGCAGGUACGGGCGCGGAAACGAAAAAGCCGGAGGAUGGAGCGGGCGCGGAACAGGUGGGCCGGCUUUGUUGUGUUUAAGACAUGAUCCCUACAGGUCGUGAUACUAAAUCAAUCUAUGCACCAUACAAUGAACUUCGUUGAUGCUGAAUGCGUUUCGUUUGCAAGAACGCCCAGGCUUUUGUUCCGUUUAUAGUUCUGAUUCUUGAGUAGAUAAACAUCGCUCAGGAGUCUGGCGCCGCGGCGAAGGACAGCAUUUCCGAGUACGCAAAGUGGAUGGACAAAGACGCAGGUAGUAAGCCUUUUUUGUGAAAAUUCCCGUACUGAAGAGUAAGAACGCACAGAGAAAUUGGAGCUCCAGAACUCUGACAUCAAUCCGUUGCACGACUGGAAUUAUAAAACAAAAACAGCUGAGCACAAGCAGCUUGCGGACGAACACCCAAAGCACGACGAUUUUGCGUUUUUUCAGCUCUUCGGUUCUCGGAGGGUGGAUAUUUGACGGAGGAGUGUCUCGAUGAGAAAGCGAGGCGUACUUGUGCGCCUCAGGCCUUCGCUCUGGUUCUGCUUCGCAGUUCCGCCUUGUCGUUUCCGGCGCUGCCGAUCCUUAGCGUGGAUCAAUGCAGUGUACGGCAAGCAAAGAGCUCCGGUGGUCCCGUUGCCAUUGAGCUGCCCAAGCCAUGGGCAGGUCAGAACAGACGGCGUGCGCCUUGCCGUGUACACGUAGCUCGGCCCUACCGAGCGCCAGGGCAUUAUCCUGACAGGGGAUGAUGUCCCGGUGGGAAGGAAGUUGUUGCGCAGCUCUCACCGUGCGGAGAGAGAGUUCGCGUUCUUCGACUACCCUCCAGGCUAUCUCCGUUCAGUGGUACACACACGUCGAUGACGCGCUCUCGGUUCUCGCGAGCACCACUGGCCGGGGAGUGGAGAACCCGACUGCCCACGAUGUGGGUGUAGCAGAGGUUCUUCACGCCGUUAGGGGCACAGGCCCGGCGUCAUCUUGGCCUAUUGGCCAGGCCCGCUAUCGGCAAGACACAUCGGAAAACAGCGCAGCCUCGUCUGCGGCCUGCCGCUCUGUGUGUCGCGGGCGCUUCGCGAUUCUGCUUGUCGAUGCACGCCGCGAUGCGGCAGACAUGCAGUAGCAAGGCGCUCGUCUGUCGUAAAUGGAUUCGCGCGAGCGGGGGCGCCGCGGUCCAUUACGAUGGGAAGGCCUCACUGAAGGCUGUAAAUUAGCCACUGGCAUCCUAGGGCGAUGCCCGCAAGGUCCCUGUCACAGGGGUCCGGGGCAUUUGGGGAAGAUAUUCGGCGGUCCCAGUCGCGCCUCGCGGCUUGGGCCACCUCUAUGUCCGGGGCAUGGCUCUGUGGGGGUCGAGAGCCUGGCUUGCAUGGCCUGCUACCCGUAGCUCGUUGUGCCGGCCGGGUUCUCUCUUGGCUGCCAUUGUGACUGUCGCUCGAGGUCUUGCGACUAUCACUGCGACGCGCUUCUGCACGUCAUUCGCUUCCGUUGGUUGCGCGCGCGUUCACUCUAUGGGUGAAUUGCGCAGAGAAGGUGAAAUUACAUAAAAUAUUAAUUUAGAAUAGUACCUUUGACCCACUAACUGACCCACGAGCAACCCAUGAGGAACCCACCAGACCCACCGCGACCCACCAGCGACCCACCAACGACCCACCACCUGACCCACCACCUGACCCACCACCCGACCCACCAACGACCCACCUUUGACCCAUGGAUACUAAGGCGGAAAUGGGAUUUCCUCCGGUUACCCCUGGGGGUGGGUCUCCGGUACCCCGGGAGAUGGUCUGUGGUACCCCUGGCCGUGGGUUUGAUGGACAACCUCCGGCGAGGUCGUACAAUCCCCAACGAGGUCGUACAACCUCUGCCGAGGUCGUACGACCUCCGGUAUGGUCAUACGACCUCCGGGGAGGUCGUUCAUAAAACUACAACCUCCGGUGAGGUCGUACAACGACGGAUCUCGCGCCCCGGGCCGGGACGUUGGAUGGGGCUGGAGGCUGACCAGCAAGCAGGUCAGGGAGGAUCUAGCGCCCCGGGCCGGGGCGUUGGAUGGGAAUCAAGAUUGGCCAGCAGAUCGUCAAGGAUCCAGCGCCCCGGGCCGGGGCAUUGGAUAGCGAGCGACUAGGGCUGCCCACCUGCCAUCGACGGAUCCAGCGCCCCGGGCCGGGGCGUUGUGUGGGGUGGGGAGGGUGGGUCGAGGCUGGCCCGAUGGUCCGGGAGGAUCCUGCGCCCCGGGCCGGGGCGUUGGAUGGGGUGGAUCAAGAAAGAUUACUUAUCUUCAGCAGCAGGCCGUGGAGGAUCCAGCGCCCCGGGCCGGGGCAUUGGAUGGCAGGCGACUAGGGUUGUCCGCCUGCCAUCGACGGAUCCAGCGCCCCGGGCCGGGGCGUUGGAUGAGGGUCGCGGUUGGCCAGCAGGUCGGGGAGGAUCGAGCGCCCCGGGCCGGGGCGUUGGAUGGGGAUCAAGGUUGGCCAUCAGGCCGGGGAGGAUCCAACGCCCCGGGCCGGGGCAUUGGAUGGCAGGCGCGCGACGGGGGCGGCCCACCUGCCAUCGACGGAUCCAAUGCCCCAGGCCGGGGCGUCAAGUGGGGGCCGACCGAGGAAGCUUGCCGGCAGGCCGGGGAGGAUCCAGCGCCCCGGGCCGGGGCAUUGGAUGGCGACUGGGGUUGACCACCGGCCAUCGACGGAUCCAUCGCCCCGGCCCGGAGCGCUAGGUGGUGGCCGAGGUUGGGAAGGGAGGAUCCCGCGCCCCGGGCCGGGGCGUUGGAUGGGGAUCAAGAUUGGCCUGCAGGUCGCGGAGGACCCAACGCCCCGGGCCGCGGCACUGGAUGGCAACUGGACCUGCCAGCGACGGAUCUCGCGCGGCGGGCCGGGACGUUGGAAGGGAGGGGGUGGAGGAUCCAACGCCCCGGGCCGGGGCGUUGGGUGGGAAUCAAGAUUGGCCAGCAGGUCGUCAAGGACGGAUGGAUCCAGCGCCCCGGGCCGGGGCAUUGGAUGGCGGGCGACUCGGGCCGUCGACCUGCCAUCGACGGAUCCAGCGCCCCGGGCCGGGGCGUUGGGUGGGGGAGGGUGGGUCGAGGCUGACCAGCAGGUCCGGGAGGAUCCAGCUCCCCGGGCCGGGGCAUUGGAGGGCAGGCGACUACGGCUGCCCGCCUGCCAUCGACGGAUCCAGCGCCCCGGCCCGGGGAGUUGAAUGCAUGGCGGUUGCGGUUGGCCAGCAGGUCGGGGAGGAUCGAGCGCCCCGGCGGCCGGGGCGUUGAAUGGGGGUUGCGGUUGGCCAGCAGGUCGGGGAGGAUCGAGCGCCCCGGCGGCCGGGGCGUUGGUUGGGGAUCAAGAUUGGCCAUCAGGUCGGGGAGGAUCCAGCGCCCCGGGCCGGGGCAUUGGAUGGCAGGCGGCUGGGGCUGUCCACUGUCAUCGAUGGAUCCAGCGCCCCGGGCCGGGGCGUUGGAUGGGGGUCGAGGCUGGCCAGCAGGUGGGGAAGGGGGGAUCCAGCGCCCCGGGCCGGGGCGUUGGAUGGGGAUCGAUCAAGAUUGCCCGGCCAGCAGGUCGCGGACCGGAGGAUGGAUCCAACGCCCCGGGCCGGGGCAUUGGAUGGAGAGCGACUGGGGGUGCCCACCGGCUCCUGACGGAUCCUUCCUGCGCCCCGGGCCGGGGCGUUGGAUGGGGGUCGAGGCUGGCCGGCAGGUCGGGCAGCAUGGAUCCAGCGCCCCGGGUCGGGGCGAUGGACGCACGGAGAUCAAGAUUGGCUAGCAAGUCGUGGAGCAUCCAGUGCCCCGGGCCGGGGCAUUGGAUGGCGGCUGCGGCUGGUUCAGGGUUGUCCGGUUCUGGGUGAUCCGGUUCCGGUAGGUGUAGGACCUAUCCACAAGAGCGCCCGGGCUCCGCCCGGGCCAGCCUUGUUACUUAUAUAAAACAAAAACAGCUGAGCACAAGCAGCUUGCGGACGAACACCCAAAGCACGACGAUGAGGAUCACGACGAUGAUUCCCCGGAGCCUGCUCAUGACGAAACACCGCAGCCUACACGACUGCUGAACCCGGAGCCUGCUGCAGAGCCGCAGUCCACCGAGGCCAAGUCGGAGCUCCAUGAGGCCCGCGACGCGGCGCGCGAGGCACAGCAGGCCGCGCAGCGGGCGUUGGACGAGUUUGAAAAGAAGCAUUCGCAAAUCGAGCGAAAUCUGGGGGUCCUCAGGAAAUACCGACAGUACUACUCACUGCUCGACCGCUGCCUGGAGAUGCGCGCGGUCUCGUACAGGUGAAAACAAAAAUUUUUGCACAAAGAAGGCACGCGAACUCCUGCUUGUCGUGUGUGGGCCUUAUUUUGCCGACGUCUAAGGUACUGAAAAUGAAAAAAGAUCAAAGCUGAGAAAAACAAAAAGCGCCACAUCUAUGUUGAUGUUCAACAUAAAAUUCAAAACAGGUAUAGUGUUUGCUUUUUCGACCGCGACGCCACCCAGGACCACACGCGACUCGGUAAGUUCGAGCGGUUUGAAGACGAGGGCAGAAAACUCGUGUUCGAGGGUGGCGAUUGGUGCCCGGGCGGACCCGCGAGGAGCUUGCAGGUCCUUGUGGAGUGCGGCAAAGAGGAAAGAAUAUUGUCGGUCGACGAGCCGGAGCGGUGCGGCUAUCGGGCGCGCAUGACACACCCGUCUAUGUGCAAACGCAGCACUUCCGAUGGUGGCGUCGACGCAGCGGAUACACCACGGAACUACGAACUCUAGGAAGGACGUCGCUUUUGUGUGAAACGCUUUUACAGGCCAGGGGAGUUGUUUUGCUAUCUUCUGAAGAUUCGUUGAGAGAUAGAGAUUCAACAGAGCCGUGUUGUAUAUGCAACAUGAUGAACGCACACACUGAGAUAAUGACACUGAGAUAUUGAAAACAU
Molecule: messenger RNA, 6134 nt
Organism: Amoebophrya sp. A120
Lineage: Eukaryota; Dinophyceae; Syndiniales; Amoebophryaceae
Source: the annotation of a GenBank genome assembly